Molecule: messenger RNA, 3310 nt
Organism: Salvelinus fontinalis (brook trout)
Lineage: Eukaryota; Metazoa; Chordata; Actinopteri; Salmoniformes; Salmonidae
Product: trafficking protein particle complex subunit 12-like
Exons: 13
Coding region: 101-2659 (852 amino acids)
Cellular component (GO): Golgi apparatus; TRAPP complex
Molecular function (GO): protein binding
Source: RefSeq, a predicted model, not a curated record
UGCAACCCUCUAGGACACCGUACAUUUCACUUCCUGGAAAACAAACGCAUGCGCACUAUUGCCGUAACUGUCAUCGUUCUUAAGCAAAGGGCAAAGAAUCAUGGACAACAACGAGACUCCUGCCCAGAGGCCAGUCACCCUUGACAUCACAGGGACAGUGGAGGUUAAACCCAGCCUGAGUGAAGCCCCUAUCUCUCCAGAGCCAUCCCUCCUUCCCUCCUCUGAUGUCCAUUUCCAGGAGGAGAGCAUCGACCUGGGGGGCGAGUCCUUCAUCACUCCCGAGCAGGACAGCCACAGCACGCCCUCAGAGAGCCUGAUGGACAAGCUCAAUGACCAGAUGAUGGAGAGUGUCAUGAUCUCUGACUCCCCCAACAACAGUGAGGAGGACGAUGUGGUUCCCAUGGACAACCUGCUGGAGCAGUUUGAGGAGAGGGAGGAGGAGCCAGCAGCAGCAGUGGUUAAAGAAACCUUAGUGGAGGAAGAGGAGGAGGAGGUGGGGGAGAAAGUGGAUGAUCUGAUUGGACAAGACACUACUGAGAUCAAGAUAGAGGCUGCGAUGAUGCAGACAAGUCCAGUAGCCUCUAGUCCUGAGGAACCAUUGGAGAAUGUGAAACAGAAGCUAACCACUGUUGACCAGGACGUUAUCACUGUCUCUGUCUCUGCUGUAACCCCAGAGGACAGCACCCCCAGCUCAGGCAGCCCCAAGCCUGAGGCAGCAGCCCUGGAAGCCAGCAGCAAAGAGACCACAUCCAAGGAUGAAUCCAUCCCUGUGUGCACCAUCUUCAGCCAGGGCAGCCAGCCAAAAGCCCAAGCCCUGGUGCCGGAUGGCUUCCAGCCUACCCUCAUUAAAUCUCCCAGCUUCAGUAGUGGCACCGGGGGGAGCACAGAGAUUACCCCCAGUCAACUGGCUCCCCUGGUCUGCCAGCCCAGCCCCAGCCUCAGCAAGUUCUUCUCUGACAGUGGCCAUGUCAACCCAGCUACUGACUUCUUUGACUCCUUCACUACCUCCUCCUUCAUCUCUAUCAGCAACCCCAACGCAGAGUCCCCAAAGUCAGCCGCCCCACCCGAACGCCAGCUCUCUGCUUCCUCUGGGUCCUCUCUGUCCACCUCUGGGCUUACGGAGUCCGGCAUCCCUACCCCUAGCUCCUUCAUUGGGCCUACCCAGACUGAAGCCACCCCCAGGCCUCUUCAACAGGCUCCAGUAGAGCCAUCCCCGGCCACAGCCCCUCAGCCCUUCACCCAGCUGCAGGCAGUGUUCUCGGGGGGAGAUGACCCGUUUGCCACGGCACUGAACAUGAGUGAAGCUGAUAAGAGGUACGAUGCCUGGCUGCCUUCUGAGGAGACCAGGAAGGUGCUGAUCUCCAUGGCAACGCAGCAGUACAGCCAGGUGUUUGUGGAGAGGGAGAGACUGGCCAUGCCCGGACUCAAGUUUGACAACCUGCAAGGUGAUGCUGUGAAGGACCUGAUGGUGCGUUUAAUGGGGGAGCAGGCAGCUAUGAAGAGACAGGUCCUUACAGCCAACUCUGUAGAACAGUCCUUCCUGGGCCUCAAACAACUCAUUCUCCAUUUGAAAGAACUAGGAUGCACAGAAAACGCUUGCACUUCCACUUAUUCAAGCACGAAGAACUGGCGUGCUGCGGUGGACCUGACAGGCAGACUGCUGACAACUCAUGGUCAGGGCUACGGUAAGGCUGGCCAGCCCUCCAGCCACAACACUGACUCACUACAGCUGUGGUUUGUUCGCCUGGCCCUGCUCACCAAGCUGAGCCUGUUCCAGAACGCUGAGAUGGAACUGGAGCCGUUUGGAAACCUGGACCAACCUGACCUCUACUAUGAAUACUAUCCUACCGUAUACCCUGGGAGGAGAGGCUCCAUGGUUCCGUUCUCGAUGCGGGUGCUGCAUGCAGAGCUGCCUCAGUACCUGGGGAAACCACAGGAGUCUCUGGACAGACUACACAGCAUGAGGACCGUCUGUCAGACCAUCCUGGAUAACCUUGAGCAGGGCUUGGCUGAGGAUGGCAGCAUGAUCAACCUCACCCAGGAGAACAGACAAGCAUCUCUUCAGCUGUGGAAGUCUCGUCUGAGUCGGGUCAUGUACGCCAUGGCUAACUGUCUGCUCAUGAUGAAGGACUAUGUUCUGGCUGUAGAGACAUAUCACUCCAUCAUCCAGUACGAGCCUCAGCAGAAAGUACAGCUGCUGAGUGGGAUAGGACGCAUAUUCCUGCAGAUUGGAGACAUUAAAACAGCAGAGAAGUAUUUCCUAGAUGUGGAGAAAGCCUCUCUGGAGAAGGGAAGUGGAACUACAGACACAUGUGUUUUGAUGAACAGGGCCUUCAUCUACCUCAGUCAGAACAACUACUCAGAGGCACAUUCCUCGUUCGCAGAGGUCCUAAAGAUCGACCCCAAAAACCCUGUGGCGAAUAACAAUGCAGCAGUGUGCCUGUUGUACCUGGGCCGUCUGAAGGAGUCUCUGAGACAGCUGGAGGGCCUGGUGCAACAGGACCCGGCCCUGUACCUCCACGAGAGCGUACUUUUCAACCUGACCACCAUGUACGAGCUGGAGUCGUCCCGCUCCACCCAGAAGAAACAGGCCCUGCUGGAGUCAGUGGCCUGCCGAGAGGGAGACAGCUUCAAUACACAGUGCCUCAAACUGGUGUAGCGGGAACCAGGGAGGUAUGGGACCCUUGUAGGUCACAAGAUUAGAGCAAAACAUUUGCAAGAAUAGGGGGCCCAUCAGGAGUGUGGCCUAGGCUUGAGUGUCAUUACACUCCACUAAACAACAUGGGCAUUACCCUGCCUGAACUCUAGAGCAGGCACACACAACUGUUCUCACAGCGCAGGCAAAUUCACUCCCCAUAUUAUACUAGUAGUGAUGGAAAUGAUUGUGUAACUCACAGGUGAAUGCUUAUAGGAUAUCUAUGUGAAUACAUACAGUACAAUGUUUUUAGACAAAACGGACAUUUUGCAUUCCUGUGUAAUUAAGAACUGAGUAAAUCAUGUUAUUUUGUCCUGUAAAAUCAACCACACUUCUGUACCUUUUUGAAUUUGAGGGGCAAUGAAUGACUUGGCUCAGGAUCCACCCCUUUCCACAAAAGAAAUGUAAAAUAGAUAUGGAAUAAUGCAACUGUACAUAUUAUUAUUCGUAGGGAAAAUAUAUUAAUGGAAAGUUAUUGAAUUAUCCUAAUGAUCUCUUAAGUAUAACUGUUUGUUUACAUGCUGUGGUGUUUACCUGAUGUUGUUGAAGUGUACUGUAUUGCUCUGGAUGUGAGAAAAGGAAUCUUGUUUAUCCAAAUAAACUGAACUUGGUGUA